Messenger RNA from Ceratina calcarata, 9069 nucleotides. It is a transcript of the gene unc-104, whose product is annotated as kinesin family member unc-104. The record is from RefSeq and is a predicted model, not a curated record. NCBI's taxonomy places the organism in Eukaryota, Metazoa, Arthropoda, Insecta, Hymenoptera, Apidae. The coding region runs from base 453 to 5792 and encodes 1779 amino acids. Gene Ontology annotation, biological process: microtubule-based movement. The transcript is spliced from 30 exons. Gene Ontology annotation, molecular function: microtubule motor activity; ATP binding; microtubule binding.
ACUCGACGACCGACCGCCGAUCGGGGGUGUCGCAGUGUCUCGUCCUCGAUCAUCAGGGUGGUUCGCCAGAGCAUCGGGUGAGAGAACGAGUGCCUGCGUAUGUGUACGUGAUACAGGUGCACGCGCGUACACGCUCAGCCGCGAGCGAUACGUGGACGAAUGCGUUAUAAUGUCCACGUACGUAUCGAUUAAAUAUUUUGAGAAUCGAGGAAUAAUCAGUGUGACCUAGUGGUGAACCGCGAGGGAUCGGUGUUCCCGUCGCCUGCAAGUUUCCGUGUCAAGUGUCCGCCAUCGAGUCUCCUCGUUCCACUGAAUCGACGUCCGACCCGCUCGGGAAGAUCGUUUAAAAGUUGGAUUUCCUGGGGCCCCGGAGAGAAGCGAGAAGAAGGAAACGUUGAUCGCCAGCACCGCCGCCGACGUGAAUCCGACGCUGAAUUAAAAACAGAAGGAAAAUGUCGUCGGUAAAGGUGGCGGUGAGGGUACGGCCCUUCAACAAUCGGGAGAUCGUCCGCGAAGCACAAUGCAUCAUCGAAAUGACCGGCAACACUACUUCGAUAUUGAACCCCAAGGCGCCGCCGGGCACCAAAGAUGCGAUCAAGAGUUUCAAUUACGAUUAUUCCUAUUUUUCCAUGGACCCGAACGAUGGAAAUUAUUCUUCGCAACUAAUGGUCUACAAAGAUAUCGGCGAAGAGAUGCUGGAGCAUGCUUUCGAGGGAUACAAUGUCUGUAUAUUCGCGUACGGGCAAACCGGUGCCGGUAAAUCGUACACGAUGAUGGGCAAGCAGGAAGAGGGUCAAGAGGGGAUAAUACCACAAAUUUGCAAGGACCUCUUUAGAAAAAUCAGCCGCAAUUCAAACGAGUGCCUCAAGUAUUCGGUGGAAGUCAGUUACAUGGAAAUAUAUUGCGAGAGGGUGCGGGAUUUAUUGAAUCCUAAGAACAAAGGGAACCUCCGGGUUCGGGAGCACCCUUUGCUCGGGCCAUACGUCGAGGACCUGUCGAAAUUAGCGGUGAUGUCCUAUCAAGAUAUUCACGAUCUCAUCGAUGAAGGCAACAAAGCAAGAACGGUGGCAGCGACGAACAUGAAUGAGACGUCUAGCAGAUCUCACGCCGUGUUCACGAUAUUCUUCACGCAGCAGAAGCAGGACUCAGCGACUGGGUUGGUCACAGAAAAAGUGAGCAAGAUCUCGUUGGUCGACUUGGCCGGUUCCGAAAGGGCUGACUCGACCGGGGCUAAGGGCACGAGGCUAAAAGAAGGUGCCAACAUUAAUAAAAGCUUGACUACCCUCGGGAAAGUGAUCAGUGCCCUAGCAGAAAUCGCGGCGACUAAAAAGAAGAAGAAGGCUGAUUUCAUUCCGUACAGAGACUCCGUUCUAACGUGGCUGCUGCGGGAGAAUCUCGGUGGUAAUUCGAAGACAGCGAUGAUUGCGGCAGUCAGUCCGGCAGACAUCAAUUACGAUGAGACUCUCUCCACUCUACGAUACGCGGACAGAGCGAAGCAGAUUGUUUGCAAGGCGGUUGUCAACGAAGACGCGAACGCGAAACUUAUCCGGGAGCUCAAAGAGGAGAUUCAGAAGCUACGGGAGUUGUUGAAACAAGAGGGUAUUGACGUGCAAGAAGGGCCAGAUGGCAAAGUCACAUAUGAAAAGAAAGAACCUAGAGACGAAAUCGUACGCGCGACCAAGCGCGAGGAUGACGUGAAGGAAGUCCGACCUAGGAUCCCGUCUCACACCACGUCUACUUUAGCCGAAGAAGCAGUGGAUCAACUUCAAGCUUCAGAGAAACUAAUAGCAGAACUGAACGAGACUUGGGAAGAGAAGCUGAAACGAACUGAACUGAUUCGUUUACAACGCGAGGCGGUGUUCGCCGAGAUGGGAGUAGCUGUGAAAGAAGACGGUGUCACGGUCGGGGUCUUCUCUCCAAAGAAGACACCCCACUUGGUGAAUCUGAAUGAAGAUCCGCUGAUGUCCGAAUGUUUGAUUUACUACAUCAAGGACGGAUUCACGCGUAUCGGCAGCGCCGAAGCUAACAUCCCGCAAGACAUUCAGCUGUGCGGUCCUCAUAUAUUGAGCGAGCACUGCGUGUUCGAUAAUCACGACGGCGUCAUUACUUUGAUCCCGAAGAAGGGCGCGUUAAUUUACGUGAAUGGUCGCGAGGUCAUCGAACCGAUCAUACUGAAAACCGGAUCUCGUGUGAUUUUGGGAAAGAAUCACGUAUUCAGAUUCAAUCAUCCUGAUCAAGUUCGCGAGCGACGAGAGAAAGGGUCGCCCGCCGAAACCCCUGGAAACGGAGAGACGGUCGAUUGGAACUUCGCCCAGAUCGAGUUGCUGGAGAAGCAGGGAAUCGAUCUGAAGGCUGAGAUGGAGAAGAUACUUCUUGUUAUGGAAGAACAGUUCCGUAAGGAGAAGGAAGAAGCGGAUCAAUUGUUCGAAGAGCAGAGAAAGAGCUACGAGGCUCGUAUAGACGCGUUGCAAAGGCAAGUCGAAGAGCAGAGCAUGACGAUGUCGAUGUACAGCAGCUACACGCCAGAAGACUUCAACAACAUCGAGGAGGAUAUCUUCGUCAACCCCUUGUUUGACGCAGAGAGCAACUGGACCGAGAGAGAGUUCCAGCUGGCCGCUUGGGCCUUCCGCAAGUGGAAGUACCAUCAGUUCACAAGUCUUCGGGACGAUCUAUGGGGCAACGCUAUAUUCCUCAAAGAAGCUAACGCUAUUUCUGUCGAACUCAAAAAGAAGGUACAAUUCCAAUUUACUUUGCUCACGGACACACUUUACUCGCCGCUUCCCUCGGACCUUCUACCCGCGGCAGAUGACGAAGAAGAGGAGGAGAGGCCAUUCCCGCGCACGAUAGUCGCGGUCGAGGUUCAAGACACAAAGAACGGCGCGACGCAUUAUUGGACCCUCGAUAAACUCAGACAACGCUUGGAGUUGAUGCGACACGUGUACAACGAGGACUCGAGCCCCAGCACUCCGGAGGCCAAAGAGGAUAUAUUCCAAUGUCUAACCGCCUACUCUAAUCCGAAGUUCUCGCUCGCAAAUCUUUUGCCUUCGAGACAAAGACUCGAACUGAUGCGAGAAAUGUAUCACAACGAGGCUGAACUGUCCCCAACAUCCCCGGAUUUCAACAUCGAGUCGAUCACUGGCGGCGAUCCAUUUUACGACCGUUUCCCAUGGUUCCGAAUGGUUGGCAGAUCGUUCGUCUAUCUGAGCAAUCUUAUGUAUCCGGUGCCGUUGAUCCACAAAGUAGCGAUAGUCAACGAAAAGGGAGACGUGAAAGGCUACUUGCGCGUGGCCGUACAGGCCGUUGUUGAAGAGGAAAACAGCGAAUAUUCAAGCGGCGUCCGGCAAUCCGCUCGAAUUUCCUUCGAGGACGACUUGUUCGGCAAUCACAAACAGAACAAGCGUAAUACCUUACUGACACAGACUCUGGAAAAGAAUCGGCAAAUUUUGUUGCACGAGGAACGCGUCGUCGAGGGUCACAACGAACAGAAAGAGACGAAGGAAGAGGACGAUAUCGGGGAUGCGGACAGCGGCAAGGGAGACAGCUCGGUCUCCAGCGACAUGAAGGAUGAAGAACUUCCCGAUCAUCUGCAACUCGGCUCCGAGUUCACGUUUAGAGUGACCGUACUGCAGGCAAUGGGCAUAUGUACCGAAUAUGCUGACAUAUUUUGCCAGUUCAAUUUCUUACACCGUCACGACGAAGCAUUCUCAACAGAGCCAGUGAAGAAUACAGGGAAAGGAAACCCGCCGGGAUUCUAUCACGUGCAAAAUAUCACGGUUACUGUCACGAAAUCCUUCUUGGAAUACUUGAAGACCCAACCGAUCGUCUUCGAAGUGUUUGGACACUACCAGCAGCAUCCUCUGCAUAAAGAUGCCAAACUCGAAUACGUGAGACAACCACCGAAGAGAAUGCUUCCGCCAUCCAUACCGAUCAGUCAGCCCGUGCGCUCGCCGAAAUUCGGGAGCGUUUUACCGUCACCGAGUACGUCGCACGUGCACGCGAAAUACGACGUGCUGGUGUGGUUCGAAAUCUGCGAAUUGGCGCCGAACGGCGAGUACGUGCCGUCGGUGGUCGACCACAGCGACGAUUUACCCUGUCGGGGACUAUUCUUGCUACAUCAGGGAAUUCAACGUCGUAUCCGAAUCACCAUUGUCCACGAACCAGCUUCUGAGCUCCGAUGGAAGGACGUGAGGGAAUUAGUCGUCGGGCGUAUUAGAAAUACGCCGGAACCGGAAGAAGAGGACAACGAUUCAUCGGUACUCUCGUUAGGUCUUUUCCCUGGAGAAUAUCUCGAAGUACCAGGCGACGACAGGACCAUGUUUAGAUUCGAAGCUGCAUGGGACAGCUCUCUUCACAAUUCCGUGUUACUCAACCGAGUGACGGCAUACGGAGAACAGAUCUUCAUGACAAUUUCCGCGUAUCUUGAGUUGGAAAAUUGCGGAAGACCCGCGAUUAUCACAAAGGACCUGAGCAUGAUAAUCUACGGCAGAGACGCCCGAGUUGGGCCGCGUUCUCUGAAGCACUUGUUCAGCGGAACUUACCGCAAUCAGGAAGCGAACAGGCUCAGCGGUGUUUACGAGCUGGUCCUGCGUCGUUCUUCGGAAGCAGGUAGCCCAGGAGUUCAAAGGCGGCAACGACGAGUAUUGGACACUAGUUCCACGUACGUCAGAGGGGAAGAGAAUCUCCACGGAUGGAGACCCCGGGGCGACAGUCUAAUAUUCGACCAUCAAUGGGAGUUAGAGAAGCUCACGAGAUUAGAAGAGGUGGAAAGAGUCAGACACACGUUGCUGUUACGAGAGAAACUAGGCAUCGACAAGGUCUUGUUCUGCAACAAACUGUCGCACGAUUUCACGAAGAGCGAGAAGGAGGUUUGUAAUAUGAUGGCGAAGGCGACGAACGAACCGCACGCCAGCCCGGUCAAGUUGAAGCGCUCGACGAGUAAAGACGUGUACGAGCCUUGGGAGAUGACCGACCGGGAAAAGGAACUAGCCACCAAAUACAUUAAACUCAUUCAAGGCCGUAUCCCGAGCAAAGAACCGCUUCUAAUGUCCGACGUAUCGCCCGGCGAGGACACUGAUAUGUCGACGUCGAUGAUGUCCUCGGUGAUAUCGUCCUCGUCUCAAGAGUCAGUAUACGAGAGAGCUAGCGAUUACUUAGAGCAGGCCGCUGGUAUAAUAGUAUGGAGCAGGUCUAAGUCGUGCAUCCUUAGGUUAAGCUCACCGGAAAGGGCUAGACUGCAGGAACUGCAGGAGAGCAUACUGGCAAGCGAGUCGGCUAACAAUCAAACGUGUAGCAUCGCGCCGGCCCCGUUGGGAUCCUCCUCGCCGUCGAAGGAGAAUUUGGUACUCUACGUGCCGGAAGUUGAGGAGAUUCGUAUCAGUCCGGUGAUCGCCAGGAAAGGAUACCUGAACGUUCUCGAGCAUAAGACGAACGGCUGGAAGAAACGCUGGGUGGCUGUGCGACGACCGUACGUUUUAAUCUUCCGAGAGGAAAAGGACCCGGUAGAAAGAGCUCUCAUUAAUUUAGCUACUGCUCAAGUUGAAUAUUCGGAAGAUCAGUUAGCUAUGGUGAAAGUACCAAACACCUUCAGCGUCGUUACAAAGCAUCGAGGCUACUUGUUGCAAACUUUAGGGGACAAAGAAGUUUACGACUGGCUGUACGCUAUUAAUCCUCUUCUCGCUGGUCAAAUCAGGUCGAAGUUAGCACGCAAAGGACCGGUAUCCACGAAUCUAAACAACGCUUCGCCUGUUGGUCUGACCCCGUCGGUGGAUCAACAAUCGAAUCAAAAUAAGUGAGUGGCCGACGCGUUGGCCGAGGUAACGAGUGCCAUUUCGAAAGCCUCCGAGAAGAUACUAUGCUGGUCGCACUCGGCCCUCGAGUCCCACGAUCUCUGUAGCUUUCGAUUUUCGGUAGUCUUCGAUUAUUAAACAAAACAAGCAAAAAAAGUCUCGGCAAAAAAAGCGUACUAUAUGUAUACAUCGAUUGGCUACCAAGCGUCGAUAGCCGACGUUUAAUUAUCUCGCGGCAUAUGAUUUAAUUAAUCGUCAGCCCCUUCACUCCUGUCGAUCGAACAGACAAAUACAAAGAGAAGUAAUUUUCGGCGAACAAUACGGAGGGAGAAUCAUUAUCGAUGUUCGAAUUGCAUUGAAAUCGUUACUUUCGAAUCGCGGGCUCCUCUUCCAUGAUCUCUCCGUGCGUUUCGCGACACGAAACGUUAUCAAACGUCGACGAGGUAAUCUCUGUAUGCGAGCCCGCGACACCGCUCUCAACACUUAUUUCGAUACUUCUCAAUAUCUAGUCGGUCGAGCGAUUCUUUUAAGCGUGAAACGCGUAUGGCGAGGCGAGGAACGUGUUUAUGCCUAAAUAAAACAUUCCUAAGACGAUCAUAGAAAACGAGGCACUUGUAGGUAUAUUCAUUAAACGCGAAGACGCGGUGCGAGAGGACGGAAGAAAGAAUGGGCGAGGACGAGCUUAGGCGACUGUAGCGUUAUGUUACGAGGUUUGCGUGUUCAUGCUUGGGAGAGCGAAAGGGGGAGACCAAGAAAGGGUGCGAUUUCGAACGAAUUCAACCCGGUAAUCGUUGAACUAUUCAUUGUUACCAUAAUAUGUUUUUGUAAUUACAUUUGUCACGUCGAAAUAAUUUCUUCUCUCUCUUGUUUCGUGUUGCUCUAAAAUAUUCUGAAUACUUGAGCCACAGUACUGUUCUCGACGCUGUAGACUCGUAUUCGUACGAGCUGACCGAGGAAAACGUCUAUCUGAAAUCUUAGCGCAACACGGACGACUUUCAGUAUUAUUUAGAUAUUAUUUUUUAAUUUAUUUCUAGUAUAAACGUUCGUUCAUCUAUGAAUAUUAUAUUCUGGUCGCCUCGAUAUAUUUUUCUUAAUUUAUUUAGUUACAUUCCGAUUUUUUAUCGAGAGGUCACAGGAGAGACGAUUACCGCCGGGACGAGAAACACGAGGCGGAUUAUUUUCUCUGUCAUUUAUACGCGGUGGUCCAUGCGAAAGCGCGCCCCGCUUCUGUUACCGUUUUUGCUUAAUAACUGUUGUAGAAUCUAAUAGUUUUAUUUUGUUAAACGACGACACGCGAAUCGGCGAGAUACGAGGAACCGUGAACGAUCGAACGAGUUGUACGCUCUCGGCGCUUUUAACCCUUUGAAGCAAACAUUUAAACGAAGCGAUGCGUAUGCAAUUUCCUUUUUAAACACCGCCACUGUGUCAUUGAUCGGUUCGAUUAUCAUUAUGUUAAACUCUUUUGUAUAGUAGCGAUUCGAAUGUAAUUAUACUAGUUCCCGGCCGAGGAAGGGGAUAAUUUGUAAAUUGGAAUUGCGAACGCAUUUACGUGACAUCGUUAAAUAGAUGUAUAUGUAUAUUUAGUAGUCCGAAACUUGACUCGCAUAAUUGCAAUACGGUUUGAGGAUGGAACGGUAUCUAUCUCGAUAUUUAUACCGGGGGUGAUGAUAAAUUUAAUUUCAGGAAAAAUACUGUCUCCAGGUGCAACUUAUGGACAAUAUACUACCAUGACAAAAUUAAUUAUAAUUUCACUAUCGCCCCUAAUUGUAAUUAAAUCUAAUAAUUAGCAAUUCCACUGAGACAGUCGGAACGCUGGAGGAAGCUAGUCAUGUUUAACUCAUCCGCCUAGUACGUGUAAACGUUGAAAAGUGCAAUAAUGGUUUCUAAAGCUAAACAAUGUAUCAAUGUUUAACCGAUUGAUUUACAGCGGUUCAGUGUCGGCUAAAUUAUUGUUAUUUAUGUUUAAUGCGAUGUAAUAAAGAGAUUCGAGAUCCUAAAUAAAAUUAGGAAUGAUAGAAUCCGUGUAACAUAAAUAUAAUAAGAGAUAUGCAACGUUCGUAAUUACCCAUGAAGGCAACCAUAAAUAAUAUUUGAUGAAAUCUGAAUUGAAUUACGCAAAGGAUGUACUCUCGAUGUAUCGCUAUUUUUUAAGACGUUCGUUAUAUUCUACAGGUAUAAUUGUACUUUGACAGAAGCUAGAAUUAAAAAGUGUAGAUUUUACGUAACGCGCUUUUACACGAAGUAAAAGGAUGAAAGUGGACGCGCGCCGCUACACUUUUCUUUUUUCCAACGUGCAUAGAACGGAGAUUUAUAAAACUGUGCAGAGGAAUAUAACACGCACGUACAAUAUAAAUACGUAAUAUGCGUAUAACAAAUAUAUACCGAGUAUUACUUCUUACGAUGCAUACCAUUUAUAUUCGAAUGUGUUGUUUGAGUAUACCGUUCGUUUGUUACACUUAUAUAUAUAUAUAUAUAUAUAGACGAUAAUUAAAAUUGUGCAUAUGAAUAAAGGUGAAGCAAGAAUAAGAGGAGAGAGGAAACUGUUGCUUCAGGGGGUUAAAUUCACGUUAAUUUAUUAUUAAUGUUCGAGGAGCGGAGGAGGAAAAAUGGGAACCAAGAAAUUACGUAAAUAAAAGUGGACCGAGGAGGACAGCGGGCGUCGCGGAUAGAAAUGCGGACACGCCGUCGGUAAGAUUUAAUGAUCAUUGUUGUUAUUAGAGAUCGAAAUACGAGAUUAAAAAAGGAAAGGAAGAGACGAGGAGGCGGGAGAAACGGAAGAGUUGAAAGAGAAAACGGGAGAGAAUGGAGAAGCGCGCCCGAGAGAACGAGAGAGAGUGAGCGAAAGGGAUAGCGCGAAAGAACAUGUUAGCUUAUAUAUAAAUAUAUAUAUAUACCUUAUACAGAUAAAGUAUAUUAUAUAAAUGAUAUAUAAAUAAAUUUAAUAUUACCGUAAGGAUUUUGUCAAACGUCAAGGAUCAUCGUGGUCGCACGAAGUAAGGGUUACGAUGAUUUCAAUCUGUACCAAGUAUGUAAGUUCAUCUACUUGUUUGUAAGGUAAACACUAAAGAAGACUCUAUUGCUAAAAAAAAGGAAACCAGAAACAUUUUCGUUUACGGUCGUUUGCUAUGAGAACAUGCAUCGAUGCAGUAACUUGUAUUUAUUAUUGUUAUUAACAUUAACUAUUAUUAUUAUUAUUAUUAUUAUUAUUCGAUUUUUCGCUAGGCUCACUGUAAGUGGUAACGUGUAAUAAAUCGGUCAAUAAAAAGCUUACAUGCUUAACGAA